GAUCUCAAAAUGCUGGACUCUUUGACUUAUCUCUUAGAGAAAAUUUAUCUCCUCGCCAACUUCAGUCUUUUUCAUUUUGUAUCUUCAGAAGAAGAAAAGUGCACCGAUUAUUGCGAGAGACCGUCGUUCCAAAGAGGAGAUUUGUUGGAGGUCCCGCGCACUUUAUUCAUACACUUUGGCAUCUACCUGGGAGACAACAAAGUGGCUCAUUUGAUGCCUGAUAUUAUGCCAGUGAUCACGAAUGACAAGUGUCAAAUCCAGAAAGUUGUCACCAAUAAAAGACUGCUCCUUGGCGUGAUUUCUAAGAACGCCAGCAUACGAGUCGAUACAGUAGAAGAUUUUGCUUAUGGGUCCACAAUUUUAUUAAACAAUAUGGACAGCACGUUAAAGAAGCAGCCGCUGGCUAACGAAGACGUUGCAAAAAGAGCAGAAAAACUAAUCGGAGCAAUACCUUACAGCCUACUUUGGAAUAACUGCGAGCACUUUGCCACCUACUGCAGAUAUGGCUCGCCUGUGAGUCUCCAAACAGAAAAGUUCUGUGAAAGCCUGAAAUCGGUGAUCCGGGAUCAGAGAAGUGUCCUGCUAUCGGCUUUUCUGGGAGUGCUGUCCAUCGCCUGCCUUGGCAUGGCCCCCUCCACCACGCUACCCACAGUCCUCGUCCCAUUCCUCCUCUGGAUGGCUGGCUAACUGACCUCAGAUCAGUGAAUCAAACCACACUGGGACAGGAAUGCUGUUUGUAAACCAACAUCUUAUGAUUGAAUAAGAAGAGUUGUGUUUCUCUGCACAUGAUCUUAAGUGUAUAGAAAAAAUAUAUAUAUUUUUUCACAUUUUAGCUUACUGUGUAAGUCCAAAUGAUC
Messenger RNA from Megalops cyprinoides (Indo-Pacific tarpon), 857 nucleotides. Its product is annotated as lecithin retinol acyltransferase-like. The transcript is spliced from 2 exons. Gene Ontology annotation, biological process: retinol metabolic process. Lineage: Eukaryota; Metazoa; Chordata; Actinopteri; Elopiformes; Megalopidae. Gene Ontology annotation, molecular function: phosphatidylcholine-retinol O-acyltransferase activity. Bases 10 to 687 code for a protein of 225 amino acids. The record is from RefSeq and is a predicted model, not a curated record.